This is a messenger RNA of Saccharomyces paradoxus, 1728 nucleotides long. It is a transcript of the gene PUT2, whose product is annotated as 1-pyrroline-5-carboxylate dehydrogenase. Gene Ontology annotation, molecular function: L-glutamate gamma-semialdehyde dehydrogenase (NAD+) activity. Bases 1 to 1728 code for a protein of 575 amino acids. Lineage: Eukaryota; Fungi; Ascomycota; Saccharomycetes; Saccharomycetales; Saccharomycetaceae. The transcript has a single exon. The record is from RefSeq and is a predicted model, not a curated record. Gene Ontology annotation, cellular component: mitochondrial matrix.
AUGCUAUCCGCUAGGUGCUUAAAAUCGAUAUAUUUCAAGAGAUCUUUUUCACAAUUGGGCCACAUCAAGCCCCCCAAGCACAUAAAAAAUGAACCUGUUAAGCUAUUUGGAAACACAGACUUAAAAGACUGGGAUUUACUGAGGGCUUCUUUGAUGAAAUUUAAAAGCUCUUCUUUAGAAGUACCACUAGUUAUCAACGGGGAAAGGAUAUACGACAAUAAUGAAAGAGCCCUGUUCCCACAGACUAAUCCUGCAAACCAUCAACAAGUACUGGCAAACGUCACACAGGCUACUGAAAGAGACGUCAUGAAUGCUGUGAAGGCAGCCAAGGAUGCUAAAGAGGAUUGGUACAAGCUACCGUUUUAUGACAGAUCUGCUAUUUUUUUAAAAGCCGCUGACUUGAUCUCUACCAAGUACCGUUAUGAUAUGUUGGCUGCUACAAUGCUAGGACAGGGCAAAAAUGUGUAUCAAGCAGAAAUCGACUGUAUCACAGAGUUAUCUGAUUUUUUUAGAUACUAUGUCAAGUACGCUUCGGAUUUGUACGCUCAACAACCUGUGGAAUCUGCAGAUGGUACUUGGAAUAAAGCUGAAUACAGGCCCUUAGAGGGGUUCGUUUAUGCCGUUUCGCCAUUCAAUUUUACUGCUAUUGCUGCGAACUUAAUCGGUGCACCAGCUUUGAUGGGUAAUACUGUUGUUUGGAAACCUUCGCAAACUGCAGCUCUUUCAAACUAUUUAUUGAUGACUGUUUUGGAAGAAGCAGGAUUACCAAAAGGUGUCAUAAAUUUCAUUCCAGGUGACCCAGUUCAAGUUACCAACCAGGUGCUAGCUGAUAAGGAUUUUGGUGCCCUGCAUUUCACCGGUUCUACCAAUGUCUUUAAGAGUUUGUAUGGUAAAAUACAAAGUGGCGUUGUUGAAGGGAAAUACAGAGAUUAUCCACGUAUUAUCGGUGAGACAGGUGGUAAGAAUUUCCAUCUAGUUCAUCCAAGUGCAAAUAUAUCGCACGCAGUACUCUCCACUAUUAGAGGGACCUUCGAAUUCCAAGGCCAAAAGUGCUCAGCCGCUUCCAGGUUGUAUCUACCAGAGUCAAAAAGUGAAGAAUUCUUAUCCGAUAUGUUUGGCAUCCUGCAAUCACAAAAUGUUGUCCCAAUGAACACAUCAGCAAGUCCAAUAUCAGGUGGUAACUUGAGGGGAUUCAUGGGCCCUGUUAUCCACGAACAAAGUUUCGACAAAUUAGUAAAAGUAAUUGAAGAUGCAAAGAAAGACCCUGAGUUGGAAAUCCUUUACGGUGGUCAAUACGAUAAAAGCCAAGGCUGGUUUAUCGGACCCACAAUCAUAAAAGCCAAGAGACCAGAUCAUCCAUAUAUGUCAACAGAAUUUUUUGGCCCUAUAUUAACUGUUUACGAGUAUCCAGAUCAAGAAUUCAAUAAGAUCUGUGAUGUUAUUGAUAACACAAGUCAAUACGCUUUGACCGGUGCAAUUUUCGCCAAAGACCGUAAAGCAAUUGAAUAUGCGGAUGAAAAGUUGAAGUUUAGCGCUGGAAAUUUCUAUAUCAAUGACAAAUGUACAGGCGCCGUUGUUUCUCAGCAAUGGUUUGGUGGCGCAAGAAUGAGUGGUACCGACGAUAAGGCCGGUGGACCAAACAUUUUAAGCAGAUUUGUCAGUAUUAGAAACACAAAGGAGAACUUCUACGAGUUGACUGAUUUCAAAUAUCCAUCUAAUUAUGAAUAA